UCUCUGCGCUUGCGCCUGCGCUCGCGACCUCCUUCACUUCUUCUCUUCUUUUGCUCGUGGAAGCUCUGUUGGGUGCAUGCAUCUCCUCUAUUCCAUAAGCGCAUCUCUAUCUAUAUACUCCAUCUGGGUCCAGUGAGCCCUUUGAUGUCUCGCAGCCAGGCGGUCACGCCUUUGCGCAUCAACAAGACGCCAACUGCUUCGCCCACCAGGCCCACCAUGUCGCGCCCACUCUCUGAGAUCGGCUCGACCGAGCACCGCCGGAACUCGGGCAAUCACAAUCAACAAUCCAAGAAGAUGUACCUCACCAAGGAGUCCUCGCCCUUCGACUCGUCUCCCUUCCCAAACAGCCCGCGCUUGUUCUGGAAAGAGCAGACUGUUUCGCCCAAGACUCGUUUUGGUUCGGAGAAUGAAAACGAUCUCGAAGACUCUCCCUCCCAGUCGCUAUCCCCCAAGCGUGGCUCCAUCGAGAACCUAAAGAAAGCGUCUCGUGUCAAGAACAGCAGCAUGUUCGCCCGCGAGCAGAGGCAUGAGUAUGAUCCUACCUCGGUCCAGGCUCCCCAUCGUCCUCUCGCAGCUGGCCGUCCCUUGAGCACCCAGGUCCAAGGCAACGCUUACGAUGGCAACGGCUUGUCUGGCCUCAGGAGCCAUCGACGAGGUGAAAGUCUGACCAAGAUCCCUACCCUCAGCCCAUCCAAGAGCUCCCCCAGCAAGAUCCCUAUGCCUGCGUCUCCCUUUGAGGCCUCAACGCCUCCCCCCGGUCGUUCCUCUCCAACAAAAUCAUCGCUUGCCAGUCCCUCUCGUUUCACUUCAACGGAACACAAUGGCGAUUCCAGCAUCUGGUCUGAUGACGAGGCCCUGAAACACCAAACUCCUCGUCCUCUACGUCGACACGCAAAGAGCGUGACCUUUGAUGCUGCUCCUCCCAUCAUCAACGAGUAUGAGAUGGUGACGCCCGAUCCAUCCUCAGUCGCGUCCGGUUCGCGUGAGGGUAGCUUCGAAUCAGAUGAGGAGGAUCUCAGUUUCGAUCACGAUGACAGCUUCGAUGCCUCGCUCGAAGACACAGACAAGACGCCUGUGGUUCUUCCUGAAGACUGGCGACACAUGAGCCCCGACGCCGCCGACACAUCACUCGUGGAUGCCGACGAUGAUGUCUUUGAUGAUCGCGAGUUGAGCCCCUUGCCUACCACUCGUCCUAACAUGAACGGGCAUUCGAGCACCUCGCGACUUAGCUCUCCCGCCUCGGAUGGGGAGUCGAGGCCUUUACCGCCUCUUCCAGGCCUGCAAGGUUUCGACGAUCGUCGCCGCCGCGACUCCAGCAUUGGCCUCACAGCAGCUGCGGAGCGUGCAAGCGGGCGUAGGUCCCUACCUCAGCUGCCUCCAUCAUCCGGUUUCUCCAAAGCAGACUUGCUCAACAUGCGCGAGGGCUCGAUGUCUCUAGAGGACAGACUCCGCCUCAUGCAUUUCGACGAGGACCGCGACACCAGUACACCUACUCAGGAGAGUCACGGUAAGAAGGCUGAACUUGGUGUGGAGGUUGAGGUUGCCGAACUCGAGGACGUCACGGAAUCAGACAUGAAUGACGAUGGACCGAAAACACCUCGCAUCUCUCGGGAGUCCAUACUUCGCAAGGUGAAGAGCCGCAACUUUGAUGACGAGCGCGAGAGCGUCAACUCCCACUACGACGCCGAAUCCAGUCCUGAGCGUAGCUAUGGCGACCUCGCAGAUCUCGAUCCCGAUGUCCCUAUUCCGUCUCGUGAAUGCUCCUCUAAUUUCGAUGAGAACCCAGCCCCUAGCGAGGCUGAUAGCGUUCUUGACGCAUAUUCUUUUGCGGAUACCACUGCGAUGUAUUCGGAGAUGUCUCCGUAUCACAACAACGACGAUGACGAGAACGACGAAUCCGUCAUUCAUCACGAAGUCACCGAGGACAUCGAAGAAGAAGACGAGAUCAGUCAAUACUCCCCAGUGCCGGAGGAGCAGCCCACAUCACAGAGCACCAUUGAAACUUCAGGGCCUCCAACUCCUACUCAAACAAACCCUUCGUCUGGUGACGAGGAUAAGAACCCUCAAGAGCAAGAAAUGUUCGCUUCUUUGGGCAACAAGGAGGUAGACCUAAGUCUCGACCCGCUCAAUUCCUCUUUCCAAACGGCACUAAGUCCUCUUGAUACGGCACCCAAGAUUGACGCUAUGCGCCAAUUUUUGCAACGCCCUGAGACACCAGAGACAGACCGAGAACCUGCCGUUGAAGAUGCUGUUGAAGAGCCUGGUACACCUGACUCUGUCAUUAGACACCCCGUCUCUGCCUCGCCCUCACCCCCACCCAGCGAGGCUUCUUCUGUUCCAGAAGUGGAAUCAACGAUUAAGGGUGCUGGCGGAAGAUUGAAAACUCGCCCCUCUCUCAUUCCUGGUGACGUUGAUAUGGCCGCUACCCGCCGGCAAGUGAGUGGCGAACGUCCGCCGCCGGUACCUGAUAGAAGCCCUAAGCGACAAUCUUUGACGGUGGACAUCAGCAGCAUCGAAGAGGAAGACUCCCAAGCCAGUCUCUCGACAAGAGACAAUCUGAUGUUGAGCUUCGAUAUUGGAGAGGAGUCCAAUGACCUCAGCUUCGGCCUUGACAAGGAGUUCGACAACAUCAUCGAGGCUCAAAAGAAGGGCUACCUUAUGCGACAAAACACAAAGCUUAUUGUUGCAAGCAAUCGCCAAUUCAGUAAUGAGAAGCCAUCAGCUAUAACAGAAGAAUCUGGCGAUAAUGGUCUCAAGCCUGCACCAGAAGACAUGCGGAAAACCAGUGCUGAACGUAAGCCUGCUUGGAAAACCGAGCCUUGGAAUGGUAAGGUGAGGCGGCGAAGUAUUCGCACUACGUCCGAUGCCAGACGCGCCGCUGAAGCAUCCGGACCUGUUCCUCCGAUGCCAGGCCAAGAAUCCGCUGUUUCUGGUGGGCUUGACUCUGUCGGUGAGCAAGGAGACGAUUUUGAAGAUGGUCAAGAACGUGGACGUGUCUUUGUCAAGGUAGUGGGUGUGAAAGAUCUAGAUCUUCCCCUCCCUAAGACGGAACGCUCAUGGUUCCAACUUACACUUGAUAACGGAUUACACUGUGUGACCACAUCUUGGUUGGAACUUGGUAAAAGUGCGCCUAUUGGUCAGGAAUUUGAGCUUGUUGUUCUAGAUGACCUAGAAUUCCAGCUUACACUCCAAACCAAGCUCGAGCCUCCACCUCAGCCUACGGUCACUGCUGCUCCCGCAAAGACUGUAAAUCAAAAGAAGUCGCACUCCGCUUUCCGCAACUUGUUGUCUUCUCCCAAGAAGCGCAAAGAACAAGAGCGUAAGCAGCAGGAAGAGGCCGAACGACUCGCCUUACAACAGCAACAAGAGGCUCAGGCCAAGCGCAACAAGCAGGCCACUGCUUGGGAUCUUCUUCACGAUUUGGUCGGCCCGGAUGGUUCUUUUGCGCGAGCGUAUGUUUGCCUGAAGAACCAUGAGGACCAGGCAUACGGUCGCCCGCUUACCGUUGAUAUCCCUUGCUUCAACGAAUGGGCUGUGGACACCACUGGUGCGAGCAGCGUCAAGAGCAAGCGCGGUGGAGUCGUACGCCGCCCACCAUAUCGGGUCGGCAAAAUCACUCUGCAGCUCCUAUAUGUGCCCAAGCCAAAGAACGCAAAGGAUGAGGACAUGCCUAAGAGCAUGAAUGCCUGCAUCCGCGAGAUCAAGGAAGCAGAAGAAGCCAAGGAUAAGUCUUGGGAAGGUAUUCUGAGUCAGCAAGGCGGUGAUUGCCCUUACUGGCGUCGUCGCUUCUUCCGUCUCAACGGCACUAAGCUCACAGCGUACCACGAGGCUACUCGCCAGCCGCGGGUGACCAUCAGUCUCGCGAAGGCCACAAAAUUGAUCGAUGACAAGAGUUCUCUUAAGCAGCCUUCCUCCACCAAAGGAGGUGGUCGUCGCAAGUCUGCUUUUGCAGAAGAGGAAGAAGGUUACAUGUUCGUUGAAGAAGGUUUCCGCAUUCGUUUCGCCAACGGUGAGGUUAUUGACUUUUACGCCGAUAAUGCCGAGCAGAAGGCCGGCUGGAUGCGCGUUCUUUCCGAAUGUGUCGGGAAGGAUAUCGCGAGCAAUCGCGGUUGGACCGACAUGGUACUCGAAAAAGAGCGCCGUGAUAAGGCUCGAUCUCAGCCUGCAAAGCCGACCACAGAAGCAAAAGCCGCGCCCUCACAGAGUCCAACGAAGUCCCAGCCUCUGACGCGUCCUCGAUCGCACGAACAUCCACCGGCCGCUCCUCCAAGCCCCAUCAAGGGACGUCCUAGCCACGGUCGUACCAAGUCGCAUGUCCCGUCUCUUCCCCCUCCACCAGUCGAGAAAGAUGACCGACAUAAGGCGGGAACAGUGCCGCGUCAAAGAGAUGCAGUUCCUGCAGGAAAGACAAAUCGUAGAGAUCAGGUUCGGUCGAUGAUUUUCUAA
Periconia digitata is the source of this 4446-nucleotide messenger RNA. The record is from the annotation of a GenBank genome assembly. Lineage: Eukaryota; Fungi; Ascomycota; Dothideomycetes; Pleosporales; Periconiaceae.